Messenger RNA from Protopterus annectens (West African lungfish), 1918 nucleotides. It is a transcript of the gene PLIN2, whose product is annotated as perilipin 2. The record is from RefSeq and is a predicted model, not a curated record. The transcript has 8 exons. Gene Ontology annotation, biological process: lipid storage; positive regulation of triglyceride storage. Bases 116 to 1405 code for a protein of 429 amino acids. NCBI's taxonomy places the organism in Eukaryota, Metazoa, Chordata, Ceratodontiformes, Protopteridae. Gene Ontology annotation, cellular component: lipid droplet; cytosol.
CCCAAGAAUUGUUUCCCUUGGACUAUAAAGCCAUCAGCUGUGGGGGAGUACUUUGUUCAGCUUGCUCGCAGCAAAGUUUGUUAGAAUUGGUUUGGUGAUCGCGCUCGUUGUUGAAAUGGAUUCUACAGUCGUUCAAGAGCAGCAGCAGAAUGUCGUUGCUAGAGUGGCAAGUUUGCCCCUUGUAAGCUCCACUUGUGACAUUGUAACAUCUGUAUAUAUAAAUACAAAGGAAAACUAUCCAUAUCUCAAGUCUGUCUGUGAGGUGGCUGAAGCAGGAGUGAAAACUAUAACGUCUGUGGCUGUCACUGGUGUAAUGCCAAUUCUUCAGAAACUUGAGCCUCAAAUUGCAGUUGCCAAUGAUUAUGCCUGUAAAGGUUUGGACAAACUGGAGGAGAAGCUGCCUAUACUUCACCAGCCCACAGAAAAGAUUGUUGCUAAUGCAGUGGAUGCAGUGACUGGUGCCAAAGAAGCUGUGACUAACAAGGUAACUGGAGCAAAAGAAACUAUAUCUGGUGUAGUUGACAGAACAAAAGAAACUGUACAUGAAAGUGUGGAGAUGACCAAAGCUGCUGUUCAAGGUAGUGUCAAUACAGUUUUGGCAAGUCGUGUGGUUCAGAUGGUGAGCACUGGAGUGGAGACUGCCCUGACCCAGUCUGAGUCUCUGGUAGAUCAGUAUCUCCCUAUGACAGAAGAAGAACUAGCAAAGGAAGCUGCAAAAGUUGAAGGGUUUGAAGUGGGUCUUCAGAAGCAAAGUUACUAUGUUAGACUUGGAUCAUUAUCAACAAAACUGCGCGCACGUGCUUAUCAGCAAGCGGUCACUAAAGUCUGUGAGGCAAAGCAAAAGAGCCAGGAGACUAUUGCCCACUUGCAUCAAACAUUUGCCUUGAUGGAAUAUGCUAGAAAGAAUGUGGAUUCUGCCAACCAGAAGCUCCAUGAUGCACAAGAGCAGUUGUUUCAAGCUUGGGUGGAAUGGAAGAGCAAAACUGGCUACACUGACACAAAUGAGACUCAGAAUGCAGAGCACAUUGAAAAUCGCACUCUUGUCAUUGCUCGUAAUCUGACACAUCAUCUGCAGACUACUUGCCUUACACUAGUGUCAAAUCUCCAAGGCCUACCUCAGAAUAUCCAGGAACAAGUUCAGCACAUUGGAAAAUCUGCAUCAGAUGUCUAUCAAACCUUCCGAUCAGCUUCCUCAAUCAAAGAAGUAUCUGACCAUGUUCUUACAACUAGCAAGGGACAGCUUGGCAAAAUGAAGGAGUCUCUUGAUGGUGUGAUGGACUACUUGGUUAACAACACCCCCCUCAACUGGCUGGUAGGUCCCUUUUACCCACAGAUUGUGGACUCCCAGCAUUCUGUGCACAAUGGAGGAUGUGAUGGAGAUGCUAAUGAAGAAAAGCAGUCUUAAAGCAUACAGUUCUGGCUUUGUAGAGAAAUGAGCAAGGUGAAAUUUUUGUCACUUCUGUCUUUAAAAUGUCACUGUGGGAUGCUCUGUAGCCACAGAUCUGGCCUAUUUGUAAAGGCUGAAUAUUUGCCUCUGGCCACAGAUCUUCAUUAAGGCUGAAUUGCCUCCACAUGCAUCAAAAUUGUCAUGUCAACUUGCAGUGUCUUUUUAAAGAUUCCUAGUGUAUGUAGUGCAUAUUAAAGUGUUCAUUGGCAUUUAUGUGAAGAGAAAAUGCAAGUAAAAGGUCUGUCUACUGUAGGGUAGAUGUUGGUCCUGUAAAGUAUACUUCAGAAGUUUAGUGUAGACUGCAUUUAAUAGUUCCAGUUUCAAAUGCUGCUGGGAUUUGGUUCUAAUUGCAGUUAACCUUUUGCCAAAUUGAACUUGUAUUUAUAGUUUUGUAUUCACUGAGAUUCGGUGCUUUUUGGCUUGUGCCAACUUUCUGAAUUUGUAUUGGUAAUAAAAUGCAUCAGCAAUCAA